UGGCUUAUUAUCGUUGCGAAUUCAGUGUGGCAGGAGAUGGGAGAUGAUGAGUUUGUAAUUAUCUCCUUGUUGGGUAAUGUUUUGGCGAAUGUUUGUGCUCAAUUGAUUUCGACAUGCGUGAACUUUCCGAAAAACCCAUCGAGUCGCCCGAAAAAUCCAGGUGGUUGAGCCCCAACUGGCUUUCAUGGAAUAAGUACUCGGAGAUAAUGCUACGAACUUUGGAGAAGCGAAUUCUUCAAGAAUCGUUUUCAGCGCUAAAAACAUCCUACAGAGGUUGUUAUGUGGACAUAGGGCCUGUGGUGGGACCUGCAGAUAAAAUAUGGACACUCUCCUUUAACACAGAAUCGACUAAAACCCCUUUAGUACUUAUCCAUGGCUUGGGAGCUGGCGUGGCUCUUUGGUGCUUAAAUAUUGAUGCUUUGGCAGCGACUCGACCUGUAUAUGCUUUUGACUUACUCGGCUUUGGAAGAUCCUCCCGGCCGGACUUUGCCACGGAUGCGUUGGAAACGGAGAAGCAGAUGGUGCGAUCAAUUGAAGAAUGGCGCAAAGAGAUGAAGCUGGAGCGCUUCAUUUUAUGCGGGCACAGUUUGGGUGGAUUUGUAGCUACCGCAUACGCGCUGGUUUAUCCAGAUGCAGUCAAACAUUUGAUUCUGGCUGAUCCCUGGGGGUUUCCGGAAAGACCGCGCGAUACCAGUCAAGUGCCUUUAUGGAUAAAAACGUUAAGUUAUGUCAUGCAACCGAUCAACCCUCUUUCAUCCAUCCGAUUGGCUGGACCGUUGGGGCCUUGGUUCAUCAACACAUUGAGGCCGGACAUUUCCCGGAAAUAUGUUUCAACGCUUAUCGAUCCCGAUGUGAUUCCCCAGUAUAUCUACCAGUGUAAUUCUCAAUAUCCCAGUGGGGAAAGCGCCUUUCGGGCAAUGAUGAAUGGGAUUGGAUGGGCGAUGCAUCCGAUGGAGCGCAGAAUUCAUCUGCUCAACAGCCACAUUCCCAUUACUCUGUUGUGGGGGUCGAAGAGCUGGAUUGAACAUUCGGCCGAAGACAUUUUGAAGACGAAAAGAAGCAAUUCGUACUUCGACCUGAAGGUGAUAUCGGGCGGAGGGCAUCACGUGUACGCCGAUAAGCCAGAACAGUUUAAUCAAAUCGUAAUCGAGGCCUGCGACUUUAUCGAUCAGGAGUCUGCCACUGGUCGGCUGGCGAUUCUGCCGUCGGAUGGAAAUCACAAUUCCGAAUUACUUGAUACGUAAAUUGUAAGAGUUGUUUGAGAAUGCUUGCAAAAGAUCAUUUUGAUUUGACCAAUAAAGUUGUUUUUUGCCAGUGCGGAAAAACCGCGGAAUUCAUUCAAUUCAACCAAAUUUCUUUAGCUUCAAAAUUCCAAUUGCUUUUCGGGACUGCAAAGAAAAUCUAAAACUUUAGGUGUUCGCGUCCUUUUUUGAAUGCAAAUUGGGACUAACAUUGACAACGUAGAUAAGUUCUAUAUUGUUGAGGCGGAUUCAUUUUUUCACAAACUGUUUGUUGGGUAUUUCGCCUCAAAAAUGUUUGUCUUUAAAAAAGACAGAAUUUCCUCACGUCUUUUAUUAAGACCUCACGUCUUAAUAAACGACGUGAGGAAAUUCUGUCUUUUUUAAAGACAAAUAUUUUUGAGGCGAAAUACCCAACAAACAGUUUGUGAAAAAAUUGACAACGUACGACUUGGGAUAAUAAUUCACAUACUAGGUACCUGAUAUAUUUGGUUUGUGAUAGAUUUAAUAAAAUAUACGUGUUUGGUAAGUGGAUGCUUCUACAGAGUCUAAAGCGUUUCGGAAAUGGCAUCCAAGCGUGCGGAAUUUAAAUUAAAUUUGCAUGCUUUAUCAGUUAUAAACUUUUGUUGUUAAAAUUAAAAAAGAUUUUUGUUCAAAUACAACUUACUUUUCAAUGCUCUGUUCAAUUUGGAAGUAGGCACUUUUUUGUCCGGUGCACCGUUUUUGAGCAAAAGCUGCCUUGCAGAUUGGAAAUAUGGUGGAUUGAGGAAAACUUCCACUUACCAAGCCUGAUAGUUAAUCUGAAAAUCAUAUUUCAUCGAGUGACGAUAUUUAUUUGUUGUUAUUGUUAUUUAAAUUAUUUAUAGGUACUACAUGAAUAAGCUCACUGCUACAAAUAAGGUGUUUGGCAACAACAAAAAAAACCAUUGUACUAAAAUAUAUCUGUUUAUUAGUUUUUGAUAAUUAUCGCCUAAUUCUACCGUACCCUUUUGUGUUGUAAUAUAUACAAUGUUAAUGA
This is a messenger RNA of Dendroctonus ponderosae (mountain pine beetle), 2256 nucleotides long. RefSeq names its product (Lyso)-N-acylphosphatidylethanolamine lipase. Lineage: Eukaryota; Metazoa; Arthropoda; Insecta; Coleoptera; Curculionidae. The transcript is spliced from 8 exons. Gene Ontology annotation, cellular component: lipid droplet. The coding region runs from base 114 to 1244 and encodes 376 amino acids. The record is from RefSeq and is a predicted model, not a curated record.